Messenger RNA from Closterium sp. Yama58-4, 3396 nucleotides. NCBI's taxonomy places the organism in Eukaryota, Viridiplantae, Streptophyta, Zygnematophyceae, Desmidiales, Closteriaceae. The record is from the annotation of a GenBank genome assembly.
AUGUCGGGUUACCAGCCGGGAGGCGGGGUACCUGGCGACGAGUCACAAGUAGGGUUACCACUGUCGCAAGGAGGCCCGCAGCGGGGAUUUGUGCGACCACAGCGUGCGACCGGUAACCAUCGCAGAGCGAUGUCGUUCAGCGGUGGCCAGGCGUCGAGCUCCAUAGAAUUUUCCCCAGAAGCAUUUUCCCGCGAAGGGCCGUUAGUUGCCGGCAGCAGGUCCCCCCAAGGACCUGUUGCGCCGGGCCCGCGCCCCGCUGCUGUGCGUGUGCCCGCAAUGCGCGGGGCAGCGGUCGGGGGAAGGGGGAGCUCCGCCGCAGCUUCCGCGAUUUCCUAUGGCGGCGCUAAAGUUGCGGACGAAGGGGAGGAGGAGGAGGGCGAGGACGAAUACGAGGAGGAAGAGAGUCCGCAGCGGGUGGGGCGGCAGGACUCGGUCCGAAGCUCAAUCUCCGAUACCAGCGCCGACCGCGUGGGCGGAAGGGGCGGGUUACGGCCGCAGCGAAUGAAGAACGGACCGGACGGGGGGAGCGCAUCCUUGCGCAUGCCCCCGCGGCCCCCCGGCGCGAACCCCGCGCCGUAUGCGGGGGCGAACCCGCCCGUCGACAGCCCGAUGGCCCGCCAGCAGCACCGGCGAGGCGCGUCGUUCGACUCGCGCGUGAUUACGGAGUCGUUGAGUGGUCCCCCCUCGUUCCCCUCCCCUUCCUCCUCCUCAGGCGCGGCUCCUUCAGGAGGUCCCUCUUCCCCGCAUGUGCUUUCGCAGUCGCGCGCGGCGAAUCUGUCCCGCGCGCCGGUCUCCGGUGGUGCGCCGACCAGGGAUCCGCGCGCCUCAGCGGGGAUCAGCGGCCUUGCGGGGAAUGCGGGACGCGCCAGCGGUGGCGAUGGUAACGUCGCGGUUAGCAGCGGUGCUAGUAACGCUGGAAGCGGUGCUGGAUUCAACGCGAAUAGCGGAGGCGGUGGCUUCAUGAGGGGUCCGGCCGGGUCGCAGGCAGGGUCGCAGGCUGGGUCGCAAUCAGGGGCGCAAGCUGGGUCGCAGGCUAGGUCGCAUGGGUCGCAGGCGGGGUCGCAAGCUGGGUCGCGGCCGUGGCACCGUCGCUCGCUGUCGACGCCCGUGGAAGAAUUCGCGCCGCAACUAUCCUCCCCCACCACCAGGCCGGUUCCGCCUGGCAGAGGGGGAGCAGGGGGUUUGGGGGGGUUGGGGGGAGUCGGGCGAGUAGGGGGAGGGCCAGGCCCCGCGAUAUCCAGUCGAUCUCCGCCCCAGGCGCCCAGCUCUGGUAUGGGCGUGGGCAUGGGCAUGGGCAUGGGCAUGGGCACGGGCAUGGGCAUGGGCAUGGGCAGAUUGGAUGCGCGGGCAGCAGCAGGAGCACGGGGGGAAACUCGCGACAGCAGCAACGCGAGUUUCAGCGGGAGCGACGAGGACGAGAGCGAGGGGGAGGAUAGCAGUGAGCCGGUAGCAGUUCCAGCAAGGGUUGUGGGAAGGACCUCAGGCGCGAGCGGGGUUGGUCGAGGUGCCCCUGCUGCCCCUGCUGCACCUGCUGCUAUGGCGCCUGGCGCCGUUGGCAGCAGUGGCGUUCAAGGGCGGGGCUUGGAUGGGGCGUCAGCAGCGCGCGGAAGAGGGCGGGGCAGGGGCAUGGAGGGAAGAGGAGAGAUGGCGUUCCGGGGCGGCCGCGCGGGAAUGGGCGGAGUGGGGGGGAUGGGGGGACGGGGGCGCGGGCGCGCGCACCACCGCACGUUUUCUGAGUCCCAGAUGGGGUUUCUGCACACCACGGAUUUCAGCUCCAUGCAGGAGGACGCGGAAGGGGGACAGGCGGAGUGGGGUUCCGCCGCUGGCGCGCAGGGGGGUGGGGGAAUGCCAGGGGGGACGGGCGGAGGCAGGGGCGCGGCAGGGGGGAGAGUACUAGGGGGAGCACCGGGGAAAUCGCGGUUUCUGAGCGUGCAGGAGACGAGACGAGGGGAAGGUGCGCUUAGCAGGCUGGGAGGGGGUAUUGGAGGGAGCGUGAGGGAAGUGCGUGAUUAUAACGAGGGGUCGGAAUGGAUGGGCGGGGAUCCGAGACGGCCGGUGGCGUUAGCGGAAGGGAGUGGGGUGCGGAACGGUGGGGGGCGGGGAGCCAGGGCGGAGGAGUAUGGAAGAGAUGGAGGGGGCGGCGGUGAUGGUAGUAUGAGUGGUGCUGGUGGUGAUGAUUUUGAUGAGGAUGAUGAUGGGAUGAGAGACAGGGUAGAUGCUCUGUAUGAAGACCUGGAUAGGUUGAGACGGGGGGCAGGUGGGGGGAGGGAUGGGUGCGAGAGUGAGGAGGAAGCUGAGGAGGAGGAGGGGAGGGGAGCAGACGGGGAGAGAGGGCGGGAGUGGGAGCGCAGGAGAGGAGGGGGCAGCAGGGACGCGAGUCCCGGUAGCUUGCGGUCGCGAGGCAGUGAGAGUGGAAGUGGGAGUGAUGGGGAGCACAGCAGAGUGAGCUUCAGUGGGAGCGAGGAGGGCGAGAGGGAGAGGCGCAAUAGCAGUGGCAAUGGCGUGCACAGGGAAGGGUCAGUGCCUGUGGCAAUGGCGGCAAGAGGAGCAGGGGGAGGGAGAGGUGGCGGGACGGCAGGAGGAAUGGGAAUGGGCAGCAGUGGGCGGGGAGGAAGCAUGGGGAGAGGGGUGGGAGGAGGGAGAGCAGGAGGAGUGGGAACAGGCAGUGGGAGCGGGGCUGCAGCAGCAGGUAUGGGUGGGGCGCCGAGCCUGGGUGGUAGGGGCGGGAGAGGUCCGGGCGUGGUUCGUGGCAUGGCUGGUGGCAUGGCGCGGGGCGGCAUGGGCGGCAGAGGGGGCAUGGGCGGGCGGCACAGGCGCACUAGCUCGGAGUCUCAGGCAGCAGCAGCUUUCUACAGCGCCCCUGGAGAUGACUUCUUCUGGAGCGGUGGGGGUGACACGGGUGCGCCCCCUGUGAGGCAGGGCGGGCCGCGGGCACUGGGGCAACCGGGGCAGGGGUCUGGGCAAGGGCAGCAGGGCGUGGGGUCUGGACGGAGUUUGCAGAGAGUCGGGGGAGAGGCGGGGAGGGGAGGAGGCGACGUGGGGAGGGGGAGGAUGCAGGGUGCAGGUGGGCGUGGUGGCGCUGCUGGUACUGGUGCCAGUGGGAGGGUUGCGGUUGGGCCAGGUGGGAGAGGGCAGGGUGGGGUGGGGAGAGGUGCAGGGAGUGUUGGCAGGGGUGGUGGCAGCUCUGUGAGAGCCCAGCAGCAGCAGCGACAGCAGAAGGGGCAGCCGGAGCAAGAGCAGGAGCAGGGGCAAGGGCAGUGGGGGGAGCAGGCGGAGGAGUGUGAGCCACCGGAGCUGUCUAGGGAGCUGACGUUCCGAGUGAACCUGGAGCAGCCGGUGAUUGAGAAAGAACCCGCACUGGAGCGCGAACUCACCUUCCGCAUGGGCGCCAGUUGA